UCAGUGUGUCAGUGUAUGGCGUCUGUGCUGGUAAUGGUGGUGAGUGUAAGGAUGUCUCUGAGCGGUAGAGGGACUGAGGCGGACGGUGGUGGCCAAGGAGGGAGUGGUCACGCGGAGACCCGGAGUGGCAGCGUCUCUGCCUGCUUGAAGCUGUGCCUCGGCUGGGUGGGGGCUGUGGGGGGUGCCCUGGGGGUCCCUGUCUCCGUGCUGCUGAACCUGAGGAGCAACCAGUGCCUGUACACCUGCCUCACCCUGGUGUGCUGCCCUCUGCUGGUCAGGCAGUUCACCGUCUUCCUGCUGCUACUCCUGAGCCUUGACUCCCACCUGAUGCAGCGUCUGGGGAGCAGGUACAGUGCCGUGGUGACCCAUCGUCGGGCCCUGUUCGUGGUCCUGCUGUGUUGGGUGGCAUCUGUCAUUUCCUCCUUCGCCCAGUUCAUUGGAUGGAACGUCUUGGAUACCUGGGGAGGAGCUGAAGGAGGCCUGGAUGGCCUGGGGCUGGAAGGCAUCGCCCCGGGUAACCGGACCUCUGUUCAUUCUCCUCCACGUCCCGCUCCUCCCAAGUACAACCAGGACCGCUCCGUGAUCGGGAAGUACCUGCCUUAUGGGGGCUUCCUGUCCAGGUUCUACGUAGAGGAUCUCCAUAACUUCACCUACGCAGAGAUCCAUGGAAGUCACUGGGGUGUGUGUUCCCCCGACACUGUCCUCAGCCCCCAUUUCCUGGUCUAUGUGUACGGAGUGACCGUCUUCCUACUCCCCCUGAUGGGGCUGCUGGCUAUCUACCUGGACCUGGUCUGUCUGAUGCCUAGACUGGACAGCGAUGGCCCCGGCUCUGGCCCUCAAAAACACCGCUCUUCACGCGCCCGCUCCCUGGGCUUCUCUCUUUGCCUUCUUAUCAUCCUGUGUCUACCCCUCCAUAUCACCCACUCCCUCCUGCUCUACUCCCCGGGGACGCUGCCUCCCACCUGGGCCUCCUCACUGGUCUUGCUCCUGUUUCAGCUGUAUGGUCUGGUGCCCCCUCUCCUGUUUACCACCCGGCCUCCGCCUCACCAGGCACCCCGUGGGAGUAAGGCGGCGGGCAGAGCCCUGUGUUCAGCUCUCCGGGGUGUGUUCCCGUCACUCAAACGGAGGGUAUGCCCAGAGGUGUGUGUGUAACAUGGAACAGGAAAACAGGAAGUGGUUGAUUGUAAGAGUGAAAGGUACACACCGCUUCUAAGCUCUCACAACAUCAGCGUUUCCAUCUCAUAUGCUAUUACCUUCUCCCUCCUUUAGGUCCAUUCGUCAAUAUGGCAAUAUGCUGCAAUUGUUUAACAUCCCAUUUCCUUCAUGGUUUGUCCACAGAAGUGAGAUUGAAUUCUGUGAGUAAAUUGGGUCGUGUAUCAUUGUGUAAUUCCACAUGGAGGCCCCUUGUGUACGUACUCUGAUAUGUACCUACAUUCAUCAAGCUGCCAGUAGUACAUACUAGACACAUUGUUCAUACACAUGCUGUUAAUUAUUUAGUCUCAUAUCAAAUAACGUGAUGAGUCACACAGCAGACCUCUAUCCUCACACCGAUGCAGAACUUGGCAUUAGUAGAUCCCGGGGCUGCCUGUACAAUAACAUGCCACCAGCUGCUAUUGCUGCUAUAGAUCUGGGUUUGAUCAUGUCUAAUUAAACACACUGUAAUGGCUGGUCCGUCAGACCUCAUACGGCACGGAAACAUAAUUAAGCAGAGUGCA
This is a messenger RNA of Esox lucius (northern pike), 1715 nucleotides long. RefSeq names its product adenosine receptor A1-like. Gene Ontology annotation, molecular function: G protein-coupled receptor activity. NCBI's taxonomy places the organism in Eukaryota, Metazoa, Chordata, Actinopteri, Esociformes, Esocidae. Gene Ontology annotation, cellular component: membrane. Bases 16 to 1152 code for a protein of 378 amino acids. The transcript is spliced from 2 exons. The record is from RefSeq and is a predicted model, not a curated record. Gene Ontology annotation, biological process: G protein-coupled receptor signaling pathway.